GUCACCUCACACAACUAUUGUUAUAUUAAAAAUUUCCGUUAUUUGUUGUAUGAGAAAUAAUAAGAUUUUUUGUCAAGAAUAGCGUGAAGGAACACGUGAUAGAGAGUUGGAUGAGACAAGGGACGGUUGGCGAACUUCUUUUUCUGUUUUUGUGCAAAGAAUCAAAAAUACAAACGGAGUCCAACGCAACCAACCAAGGGUCAUAGCCCGCUUUUCUCGUUUUCUUCUCUUCUUCUUGUGAGGAAAAAAGACAUCAAUCAACCCCCUUUCCCUAAAUUUUCUUCUCUCUGCGCAUCUGAUACUGGGUCAAGAAUCAUAUAUAAAAAGUUCAACAAACUUGUACAGUUUGGGAGAGACAAAUAAGAUCUUGCUUUACCUAAAUCUCAUGGAACAACUUGUCAACUUCAUUAUUCGACCCCCAAGGGCUGAGUAUGAUCCUAAAAAUGAUCUACUAGAUGAAGAAUUUAUGCUUAAAGGGAAAUGGUACCAAAGGAAGGAUCUGGAGGUUAAAAAUAGUAGGGAUGAAGUUCUUAAAUGUAGUCAUUAUAUACCUCUUAUUCGUCCAGAAGGAAAGCCACUGCCUUGUGUGGUUUACUGUCAUGGAAACAGCGGGUGUAGAGCAGAUGCCAGUGAAGCUGCUAUUAUAUUAUUGCCAUUAAACAUAACUGUUUUUACCCUCGACUUUUCUGGAUCUGGACUUUCUGGAGGAGAGCACGUUACAUUGGGGUGGAAUGAAAAAGAUGAUCUCAGAGCUGUGGUUGAAUAUCUGCGGACAGAUGGCAAUGUUUCUUUGAUUGGCUUGUGGGGCCGUUCAAUGGGUGCUGUUACUAGCCUCAUGUACGGUGCUGAGGAUCCAUCCAUUGCUGGAAUGGUUUUAGACAGUCCCUUCUCCGAUUUGGUUGAUUUGAUGAUGGAACUUGUAGACACUUACAAAAUCCGACUCCCCAAGUUCACUGUAAAGUUUGCAAUCCAAUAUAUGCGUAGAGCCGUUUUGAAAAAGGCAAAGUUUGACAUAACCGAGUUGAACACAAUUAAGGUUGCAAAGUCAUGCUUUGUCCCUGUUUUACUGGGCCAUGCUGUCGAUGAUGAUUUUAUACAGCCCCAUCAUUCGGAUCGUGUAUUUGAAGCUUACAUGGGAGACAAGAAUAUUAUAAAAUUUGACGGUGAUCACAACUCUCCACGCCCACAGUUCUAUUUUGAUUCUAUAAGUAUCUUCUUCAACAAUGUUUUGCAACCACCAGAGGAUGAAGCUGGGGCUGCAUUCUUUGACAUGCCACAAGAUUAUUUUGGCAAGGGCAGUUGGAGUACAGUCCAUGAACUGGACUUCAUGGAUGAUGUCCACAAUGUUGCAGCUGCACCGACUAGUAGCACUGAAGAUGUAAUAAAUCAGGUUCGCUCCAAAAGACCCAUGAGUCGGACAGAGGUCCCUUCUGACAUAUCUGCUCAUAACCAGACUGAAUACCAGGAAGAAGGUACUGGAACCUGCUCUGCCCCAUCAUCUUCAAAAAUGAUCAGCUUUGAAUUUUCCAAUGGGGACCCAUUUGGUCCCAAUGUUCCUGCAUCAAUAGAUGAUGAUGACUAUGUUGAAUACCCACUUGAUAAUAUGGCAGAUUUUCCAAGUAAUGUAGAUGAAGAAGAAAGGAUGUUAAUGAAAGCAGUACUUGAGUCUUUAAAGGACCUGGAGGUUAAACCUCCUGCUGAACAAGUGUCCUCAAAUGCUGUCAAAGAACUUCCUCAAACUUUGCAGGACACUAGAGAGGAGUCGUCUACUGUAAAGCAAUGUACCCCCUCAAAAGAAAUUAGUGCUAGUGCAAUAGUUGUUAAUGGGCACGAUUCAGGCGCCAAAGUCCAAGUUCCUGAUACUGAAAAAGUAUCAGUAACUCCAGCUAAAAGUAUUUCAGCAGUUAAAGAAGUGGAAUGCAAUGGAGCUUCUCAUCGUGAGACAUCUGUCAGCAAUCAAAGUUCGUCCAGUAUUGACCCUGUUGAUGGUACUAAAGCUACUGUUACUGUUGUAAAGAACCCAACAAGUAAUGUCAUGGAUGGUUUGCGGCGUCGUUGGGAUCUCAACUUCUUCAAAAACAGAUAAUGGUUCGGAAGAUUGACUUUUUACAAAGAUAACUUGGAAUGGAUUACAGGUAUAAGAAAAAGUUAUAGUGGUUAUAGAAAUUUGCUGUUUGAUGGAUGUACAUUUUUGGGGGGAGUAAAUAUUUGUACUUUCGAGGAAUUCGGGGCAGGUGGUUGUUGGAAAUGACGGAUUCAGCUGUGUAUUUACUCCCCUGUGAAGAAAUUAGGCCCAUUGUUUGUUGUAAAUUAUGGACUGAUCAGAAUGAGUUAUGUUUAUGUACAGGUGACGUGCACAAUUUUUCUCGACAAAAUUGGAGUUGCUAGCCUUGUCAACUUUCUCUACUUCAUUCCUCCUUAUAGUGUGUUGUGUAUUGUAUGCAAAAUGGAUCAACUUUGAAACUUUCAACAUGAAACAUGGUUUUACUUUGA
Molecule: messenger RNA, 2493 nt
Organism: Capsicum annuum
Lineage: Eukaryota; Viridiplantae; Streptophyta; Magnoliopsida; Solanales; Solanaceae
Exons: 14
Coding region: 386-2086 (566 amino acids)
Source: RefSeq, a predicted model, not a curated record